Closterium sp. Yama58-4 is the source of this 1236-nucleotide messenger RNA. Lineage: Eukaryota; Viridiplantae; Streptophyta; Zygnematophyceae; Desmidiales; Closteriaceae. The record is from the annotation of a GenBank genome assembly.
AUGGGAGCUACCAUACCGUACGACAUACCAGGCGUAUACUCUGCGCAGCGGAGCGAUGUUGAGGUCAAUGUAGGGCACGAGAAGAGGGUUCAGCGGCGCUGCUUCCCUUUCCCCCUCUCCGCCACUCUCCGCCCGUUUUCCCCCGACCAGAGCUUCCCCCCCGAGCGCGCAGAACUCCGCCGUGCGCUGGCGGAAGAGGCGCAGCCUUUGUUGCGACUUAUUAGAGCCUGUGCAGCCGUUAAGAGCGUCAUGCCUGCUGCAGUCACUACUAAUGGGGAUGACGCCACUAGGACAGGUGCGGCUACUAACGAGGAUGAGGCCACUAAAGCCGUUCUCGAGUCGCUCGGCGAUCUCCCACCCACCUCCUUCCUCGCACCUUCCUCGGACCUUUCGCAGCAGCUUCGCACCGCCGUGAAGGCGCUCUUCGACUCCGGAAUGUCCAACCUGGACGCCGCGAAGGGCGCCGCAUCCGACGCCGCAUCUGGCGGAGGAAAAAAAGGAGCGUCCGGGUUUACGAAAUCCCAGUCGUUAGUCCCGGAGAGGAAGCUUCCUGGGCUCUUCGUGGACGGAUUCGAUUCCGAGCAGAUCUGGUGCCAGCUGGACCUCGCUUUGGCGCCGACUCUUCCCCGCAUUCGGCGGCGGCUGAAGCGGGCGGAGGAGCUCACGGAAGGGAAGGCGGUAGUUCGGGGGGAGGAGUUUUUUAGGGUUCCGAAGCUUGUCAGGGGGAAAGGCGGAAAGGGGAAAGGUGGACAAGUGGGGAGGGAGGGAAAGGGGAAGGAGAUGGAGGAGAAGGGGGGGAAGUGGGGGGAGGGGGGAAAGGAGUGGGAGGGGGAAGAAGGGGGAGGGGACGAGGAGGGGAGUGAUGAAGACGAACGGGUACAGGGUUUAGGGUUGGGGGGUUUGGAAGGGGAGAGUGGAGAGGAGGGAGAUGAGGGAGGAUUGAUGGGUUCUGAGGAGGGGGGUGAGGAUGGAGAGGAAGACGAGGAUGAAUUGGCUUUGAUGGAAGAGAUCAAGAAAGUGAGGAGAGAGGAGGAAGAGGAGGAGGGUGAGGGAGAGGAGGAGGAUGGGGAGGAGGAGGAUGAGGAGGGAGCGUUUGAUGCACUCUACAGGUCAGGGUCGCCUGGUGGGGGGGAGGAGGAGGAGAGCGAGGAGGGGGAUGAUGGAGACGAGGUAAGGUGCAAUGGGAUGGGAUGGAUGGAAGGAUGGGUGGAUGGGAAGGGAUGGGGAGGAGGAUGA